AUGGAUACAGCAGAACAACUAAAUAUGACUAAAGUCAAAGAUUUUCAGCUUGAAGUUCAAUCUUCUAACUGCUGCUCAACUGCAUACACAUUAUAUGAUGAGAACUUUCUGAUGGUUGGUGACAGCACAAGGCUGGUUGUAGUUCAGAUCAUCCUCAUCCUUGCUUACAGCACAAUCAUCUUGUUUGGAGUCACCGGGAACUCCUUAGUGAUAUAUGUUGUCUACAAGUUCAAAAAUCUGCGGACUGUGACCAAUUUCUUUAUCGCAAACUUGGCUGUCGCUGACUUGCUGGUAAACACGCUGUGCUUGCCUUUCACCCUCGUCUACACCCUCUAUGGUGAGUGGAUGUUUGGUCAGGUGUUAUGCUUCAUGCUACCCUGUGCUCAAGGCAUGGCUGUGCACGUUUCCACCAUCACCCUGAAUAUCAUUGCUCUGGACCGCCACAGGAACAUCGUCUACCACAUGGAGACUAAAAUGUCCAAAGACAUGUGUGCUGUUGUGAUUGUCAUCACGUGGGCCAUCAGUGCCCUGUUAGCCAGUCCGCUUGCCAUUUUCAGGGAGUAUGGGACGUUUGAUCUUUCGCCAGGUGAGUCUAUUCAGGUGUGUGCAGAGAAGUGGCCAGGAAGCAGCAUGAAUGGAACCAUAUACAGUUUAUCAAUGCUUCUGGUUCAGUACUGUUUACCUUUAGUCAUCAACUCUGUUGCUUACAUCCGCAUCUGGAAUAAACUGAAGAACCACAUGGCUCACCGAAACGACCGAAAUGACCGUAAUCAGCGCAGGAAGAAGACUACCAAGAUGCUCUUGACCAUGGUGGUGGUCUUCGCUGUCAGCUGGUUGCCUUUCCAUGCGUUCCAGUUGGCCGUUGACAUCGACAGCACUGUGCUGUAUAUGAAGGACUUCAAGUUGCUUUUCACUGUGUUCCAUAUUGUAGCAAUGUGCUCAACAUUUGUCAAUCCCAUCCUGUACGGGUGGAUGAACAACAACUACAGGAUGGCUUUUAUGUCUGUGUUUAAGUGUUACCGGUUUUCCAGCGUGACUGCAAGAUGCUCCAAAGCCAGGGAGACACAGAAAGAGGAGGACGGGGUUUGUACUGACUGUAAAUCAACAAAUGUCUAA
This is a messenger RNA of Archocentrus centrarchus (flier cichlid), 1116 nucleotides long. RefSeq names its product neuropeptide Y receptor Y2 (gene npy2r). NCBI's taxonomy places the organism in Eukaryota, Metazoa, Chordata, Actinopteri, Cichliformes, Cichlidae. Gene Ontology annotation, molecular function: neuropeptide Y receptor activity. The transcript has a single exon. The record is from RefSeq and is a predicted model, not a curated record. Bases 1 to 1116 code for a protein of 371 amino acids. Gene Ontology annotation, cellular component: membrane. Gene Ontology annotation, biological process: G protein-coupled receptor signaling pathway.